This is a messenger RNA of Drosophila persimilis, 2626 nucleotides long. It is a transcript of the gene arm, whose product is annotated as armadillo segment polarity protein. Gene Ontology annotation, biological process: cell adhesion; positive regulation of transcription by RNA polymerase II. Bases 88 to 2604 code for a protein of 838 amino acids. Lineage: Eukaryota; Metazoa; Arthropoda; Insecta; Diptera; Drosophilidae. The transcript has 7 exons. Gene Ontology annotation, molecular function: alpha-catenin binding; protein phosphatase binding; transcription coactivator activity. The record is from RefSeq and is a predicted model, not a curated record. Gene Ontology annotation, cellular component: catenin complex; adherens junction.
UAAGAGUGUUUGAUUAACAGAAACCUGCUUUUAAGCAGAAUUACCUUUACCCGACGCGGUGUGCUGUAAAGCGCUUUAAUCGCCAAGAUGAGUUACAUGCCAGCCCAGAAUCGUACAAUGUCGCAUAAUAAUCAAUAUAAUCCGCCGGACUUGCCACCCAUGGUGUCGGCCAAGGAGCAGACCCUGAUGUGGCAACAGAACUCGUAUCUGGGCGACUCGGGUAUCCAUUCGGGGGCCGUCACCCAGGUGCCGUCGCUGUCCGGAAAAGAGGAUGAGGAGAUGGAGGGCGAUCCGCUUAUGUUCGACCUGGACACGGGAUUCCCACAGAACUUCACACAGGACCAGGUGGACGACAUGAACCAGCAGUUGAGCCAGACGCGCUCGCAGCGAGUGCGAGCCGCCAUGUUCCCGGAGACCCUGGAGGAGGGCAUCGAGAUACCAUCGACACAGUUCGACCCACAGCAGCCGACGGCUGUUCAGCGUCUGUCGGAGCCGUCGCAGAUGCUGAAGCAUGCCGUGGUCAACCUGAUCAACUACCAGGACGACGCUGAGCUGGCCACCCGAGCCAUACCUGAGCUGAUCAAACUGCUCAACGACGAGGACCAGGUGGUGGUCUCGCAGGCCGCCAUGAUGGUCCACCAACUGUCCAAGAAGGAGGCCUCGCGCCAUGCCAUCAUGAACAGUCCCCAGAUGGUGGCCGCCCUGGUGCGCGCCAUAUCGAACAGCAACGACCUGGAGAGCACCAAGGCCGCCGUUGGAACCCUCCACAAUCUGUCGCACCAUCGCCAGGGUCUCCUGGCCAUCUUCAAGAGCGGCGGCAUCCCGGCCCUCGUCAAGCUGCUAUCGUCGCCCGUCGAGAGCGUGCUCUUCUAUGCGAUCACCACGCUGCACAACCUGCUGCUCCACCAGGAUGGCUCCAAGAUGGCCGUGCGCCUGGCCGGCGGUCUUCAGAAAAUGGUCACCCUGCUUCAGAGGAACAACGUUAAGUUCUUGGCCAUCGUCACCGACUGUCUGCAGAUCCUGGCCUACGGCAACCAGGAGAGCAAGCUCAUCAUUCUUGCUUCAGGCGGACCCAACGAACUGGUGCGCAUCAUGCGCUCCUAUGACUAUGAGAAGCUCCUUUGGACCACAUCGCGCGUUCUGAAGGUGCUCUCGGUGUGCUCAAGCAACAAGCCGGCAAUCGUGGACGCCGGCGGCAUGCAGGCGCUGGCCAUGCACCUGGGCAACAUGUCGCCCCGUCUCGUCCAGAACUGCCUGUGGACUCUGCGCAAUCUUUCGGAUGCGGCCACCAAGGUGGAGGGACUAGAGGCCCUCUUGCAGUCACUGGUCCAGGUUCUCGGUUCCACCGACGUCAACGUGGUAACCUGUGCCGCCGGCAUCCUCUCGAAUCUGACUUGCAACAAUCAGCGCAACAAGGCCACCGUCUGCCAGGUGGGCGGUGUCGACGCCCUUGUCCGCACUAUCAUCAAUGCCGGCGAUCGCGAGGAGAUCACCGAGCCGGCUGUAUGCGCCUUGCGCCACCUCACUUCGCGCCACGUCGACUCUGAGCUGGCGCAGAACGCGGUCCGUCUCAACUACGGGCUUUCGGUUAUUGUGAAGUUGCUCCAUCCCCCAUCACGGUGGCCGCUUAUCAAGGCCGUCAUCGGGCUGAUUCGUAACCUGGCCCUCUGUCCGGCCAACCAUGCCCCGUUGCGAGAGCACGGCGCCAUCCAUCACUUGGUGCGCCUGUUAAUGCGCGCCUUCCAGGAUACUGAGAGGCAACGCUCAUCGAUUGCCACCACGGGCUCCCAGCAGCCGUCUGCUUACGCCGACGGCGUUCGCAUGGAGGAAAUUGUCGAGGGCACAGUGGGGGCCCUGCACAUCCUGGCUCGAGAGUCGCACAAUCGCGCCCUCAUACGCCAGCAGUCGGUGAUUCCGAUCUUUGUGCGCUUGCUCUUCAACGAAAUCGAGAACAUCCAGCGCGUGGCUGCCGGCGUGCUCUGCGAGCUGGCCGCCGACAAGGAAGGUGCCGAGAUCAUUGAACAGGAGGGUGCCACCGGCCCGCUCACCGAUCUGCUGCACUCCCGCAACGAGGGCGUGGCCACGUACGCCGCCGCAGUGCUCUUCCGCAUGAGCGAGGACAAGCCGCAGGACUACAAGAAGCGUCUCUCUAUCGAGCUGACCAACUCUCUGCUGCGCGAGGACAACAACAUUUGGGCCAAUGCUGAUUUAGGCAUGGGUCCGGAUCUGCAGGAUAUGCUUGGACCCGAAGAAGCAUAUGAGGGCCUUUACGGACAAGGUCCGCCCAGUGUGCACAGUUCGCACGGAGGUCGCGCAUUCCAUCAGCAAGGAUAUGAUACUCUACCAAUAGAUUCGAUGCAGGGUCUGGAGAUCAGCAGCCCGGUGGGCGGUGGCGGCGCUACUGGCAAUAGCGGAGGUGUUAACAGUGCUAGCGCCGGCAGCGGUGCUGUCGUCCCACCCAGCGGGGCACCAACAUCGCCCUAUUCCAUGGACAUGGACGUCGGCGAGAUCGAUGCCGGUGCAUUGAACUUUGACUUGGAUGCCAUGCCGACGCCACCCAACGACAACAAUAACUUGGCUGCCUGGUACGAUACCGACUGUUAGACGACAAGCUAAAAUUCGAUCC